Messenger RNA from Zea mays, 1065 nucleotides. RefSeq lists its product as uncharacterized. NCBI's taxonomy places the organism in Eukaryota, Viridiplantae, Streptophyta, Magnoliopsida, Poales, Poaceae. The transcript has a single exon. The record is from RefSeq and is a predicted model, not a curated record. The coding region runs from base 61 to 855 and encodes 264 amino acids.
ACAAACCCAACUCCUCUCGCUCUCUCCCCGUCUGCCCCUCUCUUGACGACCUCUUCCCAAAUGAAGCGCCCGCAACCGCAACAAGCUGCUGCGGAGCAGAUCAUGGCGCUGUACGACGCCUGCUGGUUCCGCCGCCUCGUGCUGCUCGCUUCCCCUCCUCCCGCGGCGGCACCUCGGCCAUCUGUACCGGCGCAGCAGGCGCCGGUGGAGCGCGACGAGUUGGGUACUACGCACACGCCGCAUGCGCAGCGGCCUGCUUCUUCGAGUCCCACGGCCGGCGGGCUGCGGCACCGGCGAACGCGGAGCGACGAGGCUACCGCGGCCGCGUUCCUGGGCAUGGAGCCGCUGAGGCUCCCCGACAGAGGCAACCGCGCGCGCCUCCAGACCAUACUCUCGGGCAAAGACGGGCUCGUGGCCGCGCCGCCGCCGGAACGGAGAAGGCCCGGGCCCGGGAGGCGGCGGCAGCGGCGGCGCGGGCGGAGCAUGUCGGAGCUGGAGUUCGAGGAGGUCAAGGGCCUGCAGGACCUCGGCUUCACCUUCGCCGACGCCGAGGUGGACGCCGAGCUCGCGUCCAUCGUGCCGGGCCUAAGGAGGAAGCGGUCCGAGGAGGACAACAACAGCCGGGCCACGGCGGCGUCGACGUCUUCGGCCCGGCCGGAAGCUGCCGACGACGCGUCCGUGGCCGCCGUCGUGGCGCCGAGGCGGCCGUACCUCUCGGAGGCGUGGGACAGCGAGGAAGAAGAAGAGGUCAGGAGGGCGCUGCGCAGCUGGCGGAUACCGCCGGCUGGCGACGGCAACGAGCUCAAGGAGCACCUCCGGAUGUGGGCGCACACCGUGGCCUCCGCUGUCCGGUGACAGAAUCAACUUCUCUUUUCCUCCUCCUUUUUUUUAAUUGAUCACAAAACGCCAUUGGAGGUUGUCAGUUCGGUGACAGAUCGAAGUUUUGAGCAUGUAUAAAUAUGUGACCAAUAUUCGCAUGGGCAUCUAUAUCCAAGUUAUUAUUAUGAGCAUGUACAUGUACGUUUAUAUACAUAGUGGAAACACGAGAAGUGCAAUCCUUGUGCA